GUUUCUAUCAGUGGAAGCGCUCAGUUGCCGCCGCGCGGCCGCGUGUGAUCCGCAGUUUUUGAAGUCCUCCUUCCGAAAAAAGGUUCUCGUAGUGUUCCGAAAUUCGAACCUAUUAAAAAAACCCAAAGGAAAGAACAAAAACUAGUAAUAAACGAGUUUCGAAUUAAACGGGCAGAUAUAAAGCAACCGAGUGUAUCAAAUUAACCGAAGUUCUCGGAAAAAUUAAUAAUUUAAUUAUAUUCGUCCGGUUCGCUAUUCUCCAAGUGAUGAUGAUUUUUAAAUUAAACCUUCUCGACGCAACGUUCUUUCAUCACAACCUCGUAUCUGCGAGGAGAACAUUGAUAAACCCGAUUGAAAAUUGAAACUCGACAGUGAAAGAAUGUUACACCGAUGCCGCUCGAGUAGGAAUGUUUCUCUCGCCGAUAAUUCGUUACAGUUACCUCCAUACGAUUAAGUCAAACAAUUUCGGAGUGGUAUCUUCAAAAGCUAAAGUUUACAGUAAACUUUAUAUGGAACAUUAGAAUCGUAUACGACUGCGUAGAUGCUCUUCGUUACACGGGAGAAGAACCAUGGAAGCAAUGCGGGUCUAAUUGGUCAGCUUUCAUCUUUCCUCUUUUCAUUUUCGAAUAGGUACCGGAAAAAGUUUGUGCGGGUUCUUAACCAGUUAAUUGUGGAAUUUAGUUUGAAAAAUCUCUCAUUGCCUGCGCAAUAAAAUUGAAUAAUAAAAUCUAUACUCGUCAAACGCAGAGCAAAUGCGUCUAUAAUAUAUUCCAACCAAAACCAGAAGGAAAACGAAGGAGAAUUAUGCAUUUAUCUGAGAAAAUAAAUAAUUUACCAUUGACAAAGUUAGUAUCAUUUUGCGUUUUAAGAUGACGCGUAUAAAACUGAAUGACGCUUUUCUAUUUUUACAUAAGAAAAUUAUAAAUAGUACGAUCGUUCCAUGUUUCAAUUUCUAAGCGGGCAAUAACGCCAAUAAACAUUAAUUAGAAGGAAAACAAAUAAAUAAGCAUAAUCUAAUUCUACGAAUUGAUAAGCUGACACUCGUAGUCAGUGUAACGGAGAAGCGCGAUCGCGCUACUUGGGAUUCAAACGGUUAAACACAGAGGAAAAUAAUUAUAUAAUAUAAAAUAACUAUAUUAUAAUAAAAGUUUUCAUAAAUUAAUUUUAUUUUGUUUGAUACCAGCGAUAUCGGUAAAACCGCACGAACUUUCUUUGGUAUUUAAUAAUUUAUUAAUUUAUUAAUUUUGCUUUUCGUCAAUAUGGUUACACGUAAGCAAUGAAAACUAUAAACAAAACACAUAACGAGAGACUCUUUUAUUCUCUGUGCUGUCCUGAGAUUCUUCUCACAUGUAAUAAAGAGAGUUGUACAUUGAUGGAAAGUUGACAUUCGGUACAGUAUAAGGGCAGAAGUGGAUUUUCGUAAUGUAUUUUGUUUACAUUUGUUUCUUUCAUAACUACAUUUUUUGGGAUUAUUUCGUUAUCAAUAAUUUGCUGGAAAUAUUAUAUUUAUGUUUUUUUUUCUUUCGACAACCUAAUAAGCUCAUUAGCAACUAUAUCGGAUUAUAUAGUUAUAUUAUGUUUUCAUUGGUUGUGAAUAAUUACAUUUGCUUGAAAGUAUAAUAAUUCAUAAUAGAAAAAUAAUUAACGCAUUCGAUAUGGCUGGAAACUAGUUUCCAAAGCAAUAAUGUAAUCUCCAAGGCGAGUUUUUAAAAUAACCACGCGAUCCGAUUUUGGGGACUAUAAUCAUAAUAUAGAGUGAGAAAUAUUUAUAUUAAUUUCCUUUAGAUCUUCCUUACGAGUCUGGCCCAAUUUCAUUCCGAAGGGUUAAUCACGAUGUGACUGUAUCGACGAAUAGCACAUUAUUAUCGAAAACACAUACAAGAAGGGAAAUGCACGACUCUGAUCAAUUAGAUUCGCAUUCUUCUCGGGUGCCUUCAUUCUAUCAACGCGCCGGUGACGAACCCAGUCAGAGUACAGCAAAAGAGAAAGAAAACAUCGUACGCUACGGGAUUUUGCUUUUAAGUGUUGCUACUUCUCCCGGCGUAACACUGAUGAGGGAACUUCAGCUCCACGAAAAUUCCAUUCUUUUGGAAACUUUGCGAGUUCGUGGACGAGAUGAAUAAAGAAUUGAAAGAGCUUCCGCCUAAAAGAGCUUCAGUUUUCCUAAAAAUUGUAUUUUCAGUUCCACCUUGAAGCAACGAAUAAUAAGUAAAAAUGCGUUUAGUGUUAAAACUCAAAGUUAAGAAGAAAACGGAGCCAAUAAAAUCAUGAACGAGAUAUAAAGUGCGAGGAACAAUUGACGCUCCAUGGGCGUCGAAUAUCGUUUCCGUUUCUUCGCGAACGUACAAAGUGUGCCGGCCAAGGCGGAAUUGAAUUACGUCGAUCGGAAGAUAAUCGAAUUCGUUCGGUUAAUUGGUUUAUGAUAAAACGUGUAAGUUAUCUACCGUCGGUUUCGACGCAUCUUCUGCCACAGCGUGCAGCUUGACGUCGUGUCCUUGGUCGUGACCUGAAAAAAUUGAAGACACUGUAUCUAUGAGAAUGGUUAAUAUGGACAUGCAAACCGAGUUAUUUGCCUUACGUUCGCGGCGCAUUUAAAUGGUGUGUCCAUAAAACCAGGGAUUAUUUGUUUAACGAUGCCGUCGAAUACGACAGUGGGGAGCACCCUAUUGGAGGAGGACCUCCGCCGAAUUCUGCUCGAAAGAGAGCAAAAGUGUUUCGACUUGCAGAUGAUGAACUCAACACCACUACCAGAGCCAUAUUGUCGAGUGACAUUCGAUGGAUGGUCAUGUUGGCCCAACACUCCAGCGGGAACAACCGUAUACGCGCCAUGUCCAAAUUUCGUCACCGGCUUCGAUGCAUCGUUGAUGGCGCACAAAUAUUGCGACACGAAUGGUACCUGGUUUCGGCAUCCGGUGUCCGAUCAAGUUUGGAGCAACUAUACCACAUGCGUCAACUUGAAAGACCUCAAUUGGCAGCAGGGGAUUAAUGGAAUUUACGAAGCCGGGUACGCGAUAUCGCUCAUAGCGCUGCUGCUAUCAUUGGCUAUUCUCACGUAUUUCCGAUCCCUGAGAUGCGCGAGGAUCACUCUCCAUAUGAACCUGUUCGCUUCGUUCGCCGUGAACAACGCUCUUUGGCUGGUGUGGUACAGGUGCAUCGUCGCGAACACGGAUUUACUAUUGAACAAUGGGAUAAUUUGCCGUCUCCUGCACAUUAUCCUGCACUACUUUUUGCUCACUAAUUACGCCUGGAUGUUGUGCGAGGGUUUUUACCUUCACACCCUUCUCGUCAGUGCUUUCACCAGCGAGCACAAGUUGGUGAAGUGGCUGAUGGCGCUCGGGUGGCCGGUACCCGCGGUCAUCGUCACAAUUUAUGCCUGUUUGAGGGCGUUAAGCGAUGAUCCGGCGGACACCGAACAAUGUUGGAUCAACGAGGGCAACUACAUGAAUGCGCUAGUUUACCCAGUCUGCGUUUCUACCCUUCUAAAUCUGCUGUUCCUCUUCAACAUCGUGAGGGUUCUAUUGAUGAAGCUGAGGGCAGGCCCUACGAUUGGUACACGACCAUCGAGGUCCAUGCGGCAAGCUUUUAGGGCGACGCUGCUUCUGGUGCCACUUUUGGGUUUACAUUAUUUGGUGAUCCCCUUCAGACCGCCGAAGGACCACCCGUGGGAGCAAUUUUACGAGGUUCUUUCUGCAAUCACGGCCUCUUUUCAGGGACUCUGCGUCGCCAUUUUAUUCUGUUUCUGCAACGGUGAGGUAAUAGCGCAGUUCAAGAGGAAAUGGGAAGGCACGGCUCUUCUGCGAAAUCGAGCCAAUUCUUGCACGGCCACGACCGUCUCGGUCCGAUGGCGGGAGAGGAGAAGGUGUGACUAUCAGUCGCCCGCGCCGGAACAACUCGAUGGGAAGCACGCGGAUAAUCGACAAACCGUACAGCUGAUCGCCACCAAUAAUCUCGACGAUCAUCCCCAACUGUUGAUCAAGCCCAAGGACAAGAAUAACUAUGAGCAGACGCAAUGUUGAUGAACCCGGUGGGACUAGUGGACUGUGAGGGCGUCCGGGUGACCGCUGGACGUCAUUGAAGAAUAGAACUUAAUGGUGCGAGAAACAUCGGUGAACCAUGUGUUAUCUUUUUCUAAGGGAGUCUGAUCUUGGAAGGACGUUGAUCGAAGAUCAGAAUGAUUGCAAAGGAUUAGGCUUAUUCCUUCAGAUGACUUGUGAUUUUCUGUAAUGGACGGUGGCUGAUGAAAAGACGGUCAGAAUAGAAGACUUGGCAAACAUGAAAGUAUGAAUGUGAUGGAGUAUUUUGUUGGAAAGUUUGUUUAGUGAAAACGCAAAAAGUAUGAACGCUUCGCGGUAUUCGAUCUGUUUAGGGGUUGCGAACUAUUGGAGCGUGGAAGGAAAGAAACUCAAGAAAAUAUUGAAUAUUGACAGAUUAUGUAAUGCUUGCAGUAGUUUUGCUUUUAAUGGUUUUCGGUGAAAUAUUGUUUACAGAAUGGAGCUAUAAAAUCUAUGAAAUGUAUGUAUGAAAAGAUUAAGUAAUAUGGUAUAAUUAGUAUAGGAUUGAUUUAGGAAAAUUAUUAAGAUGCUCUUGACAAAAUGAGAUAUUUGAUAUUUUUGGAACAGCGUUGAAAUGAAAUGACAGAUGGAAAUCAGAGAUAUUGUCUUUAUGUACAUGUAAAUUACAUUACCGAGUAAUCUAUUAAUAAUCGUUGUUUAAAUCUGUAAAAAUAAAAUUUAUCGAAAAAAUCUGUAGAUUGUAAAUAUAUUGAAAAAAUAUAUAAUUGAAGGUAACAUUAUUAAUUCUACACAGAUUUAGUUAACUCAAUAUUUCAAAUUUUAUUUCGUUAAUUUCUUCAGCGCGCAGAUACGUAUUCUUCUCAUAUAUUAAUUAAUAUAUAACUAAAAUAAUUUUCUACAAACCACAAAUAAAUCUCCGAGAAAAGUAUAAUAACUGAUUGGCUGCUCAUUGGUACUUAUGCAAUAGGCAAGGAAUUUCAUAUUAAGCAAUACAACGAUUCUUAAUUUGCGUAUAAUAAAUCAAAAUUAUAGAAUAAGGAAAUACUAUGUAAUUACAACAGUAUCAUAUUUGAGCUUAAUUAAUUUCCCGGUAUUAUUUCCAAAAAAUACAUUUUUUGUUUAAUAAAGAAAGUAAUAAUUAAUGCAAUUUUAUCACGUAAUUUUUAUACGUAAGCAAUUUUGUAAACGAACAUUUAUUGGAGAUGUAUUUAAUUUUGAGAAAAUACUAAAUAAGCAAGAAGAUGUACAGAUAUAAAAGUUUUUGGCUCACACUGAUAGUAAAAUUAAUUUCGCCAUCCACCGAUUAACAUUUGAAGAAAAUUAUUUUACUAUUGUUAAUAUUUGAAAAAUAAAAAUUAUUUAGGAAAAAGGGGAAGCUAUAAUAAUAUAUUUCAUAUAUUAAUAUUAUAAAUAAAAUUAACAAACAUUUUAACAAUCUUGUUACUAAAAAUAUUUAGUCUUAAUUAAUAUAUGCCUUUACAUGGACGGUUCCCAAACACUAAUAAAUAUAGAUCAGAAUUUCAUUUUUUAAUCUUAUAUAUUCCAAUAUUAUAAUAGUAAUAAUAAAACAUAAAAUAUA
Molecule: messenger RNA, 5592 nt
Organism: Nomia melanderi (Alkali bee)
Lineage: Eukaryota; Metazoa; Arthropoda; Insecta; Hymenoptera; Halictidae
Source: RefSeq, a predicted model, not a curated record